Oncorhynchus kisutch (coho salmon) is the source of this 7838-nucleotide messenger RNA. RefSeq names its product SET-binding protein-like. Gene Ontology annotation, biological process: regulation of DNA-templated transcription. The transcript is spliced from 4 exons. The record is from RefSeq and is a predicted model, not a curated record. Gene Ontology annotation, molecular function: histone H3K4 methyltransferase activity; DNA binding. The coding region runs from base 98 to 3490 and encodes 1130 amino acids. NCBI's taxonomy places the organism in Eukaryota, Metazoa, Chordata, Actinopteri, Salmoniformes, Salmonidae. Gene Ontology annotation, cellular component: nucleoplasm.
GACAAGAAAGGAGGAGGAGAGGGAGAGCAUAGGGAGGACAAGAAAGGAGGAGGAGAGGGAGAGCAUAGGGAGGACAAGAAAGGAGGAGGAGAGGGAGAUGCCAAUGCUUGGUGCUCCUGAGCUGAUGGAGAAGGGAAUAGGGAGGAAAAGGAGGAGGAGGCGGUGUCUCCAGGAGUCACUCACCCAGAAAGACCAAUCAGAACAGCUGCAGGGCACUAACAUCACAGAGAGGAGCAAAUCAGGGCCUCCAGAGCCCAAAGCGGCCCACAAGAUGGAAGGCAACAAGAUGGACUCCCACAGGAGUGAGUCUCGGUCAGGACGGAGUGAGGAGGGUAGUCAGCUUGAGGCAGACGGGGACAGAGGGGAGAAAGAAGAAAGAGCAGAUAAGGGGGAGAGAACAGAGAUAGGAGAGAGAGAGGAGAAAGGAGCGAGGGUGAUGAGUGGGGCCAACAUGGAAUCAGCCAUGAUCCAGAGCUGGAUGAGAAAGAACCCAGUUGGCCAUCCUAGAUCAGCCACAGAUCCCCACAAACACCCUGAUCCUAACCCUAGCCCCAGACUGCCUAGCCCUAACCCCAACCAUAUCCCUAGUUCAAGAUCCACUCUCAACCCUAACCCUAGAUCGCCCAACCUAAGCCCCAUAUUUAACCCUAACCCCAACACUAGCCUAAAACCCAGCCCUAACCCCAGCUCCAAACUCCCCAAGACCAAGGACCGGUGGUCCUACCUGAAGUCCCGAAGCCUCCCCAACCUAGUCCAGAGGGAGAGUGGCCGCAGCCCCCUGUCAACUAUGUGUGAGCCUCCCUCUGCCUUCCCCAUCACCCCCUCCAGCCCCCUGUACACCAACACAGACAGUCUGACUGUCCAUACCCCCGCCAAGCGCAAACGAGGUCGUCCCAAAAAACAACCCCUGCUCACUGUAGAAACCAUCCACGAGGGCACCUCCACAUCCCCCCUGAGCCCUCUGGCCCGGGACAGCCCUGCUGGGCUCAGCCGUAGGAGACAGACCACACUAUCCCAAAUCGCAUCUGGUUCCACUAGCCCCAAUAUUAAUGAGUUGAAACUGAAGCGUGGUGAGGGUGCCCAUGUCAGGCCGGUGAAGAGGUUGAAGCUGGGGAAGGUGCAGAGCAUCCUGAAUGAGAUCCUAUCAUGCUCCAGCCAACAUGGCAGCCUGGCGCUGAAGUCCGCCUCGGCUCCGGUCUCUUCCGCCAUGACGGUCAUGGCCUCUACCAUUGAGGCUCGUCUGGGAAAGCAGAUCAACGUCAGUAAAAGAGGAACCAUCUACAUCGGGAAGAAGAGGGGGAGGAAGCCGCGCUCUGACACCCAAACCCUUCCCCCCAGAGGUGGGGGGACCAAGCCCCCUGUGCCUGCCUCCAUGUCCAGCCUGUACAACAGACUCCUAGUGCCUUCCUCCCCCCCUCUCAGCUCCAGUACCCUCCUCCUCAGACCCCACACCCUGUCCUCUCUGUGCCACCCCAGCCCUCAUGGCCUCCACUCUGACGCCACCAUGCCCAGCCUGCAGCCCAUCAGUGCCCUGCCCUCUAAACCCCCAGGCAGGGGGCUACUGGGGGCCGGCUGGAAGCUCUCUCCCCCGCGCCUCCUGGCCAACUCCCCAUCCCACCUAUCUGAGGGGGCGGCGUCCAUCAAGGAGGUGACGCUGUCACCCAUCAGUGAAUCACACAGCGAGGAGACUAUUCCCAGCGACAGCGGCAUAGGGACAGACAACAACAGCACCUCUGACCAGACAGAGAAGGGGACCAACGCACGACGCAGGUACUCCUUUGACCUGUGUGGGUUUGAGGCUGCGGAGUCUGCCGUUCUGCAGGCAUCCAGUCGCGGCAGUAGGGGUCGCUGUGAGCAGCCGGCAGUGGUGGACAACUUCCUGUCCCACCAGGAGAAGAAGCAGAAACACCGCAGGAAGAGGAAGUGUUUGCAGAGCAGAGACCACCUGAACUUCCUGUCUGAGCUAGAAGAGGUGGUGGUAAAGCUGCAGCAGCUACAUGUGUCCCACCGACGCUACGCCUCCUGCUACCCCCAGCAACCCUACCCCUCCAUCUUCCGCCUCAACUUCCACCAUCACUACUACCCCCUGACCUAUGACCCCUACCCCUGUGAUCCCGCCCCGUACCUUCGCAGGACCGCCGAGCUCAAGGCCAAGAGGAGGCGCGGCCGGCCCGCCAAAACCAGCGAGCCAAUCACAUCCAAGCUGCCUUUUGUCCAGGGUUUUGGGUAUCCGCUGGCGGGGGGGAACUACUAUGCACCAUAUGCCAUGCCUUAUGCCCCGCCUCUGAGCCUGGGCUACUACACCCCAUCACCCCCACUCUACCUUCCCCACCAUCCCCACGGCCCUUCACCACCCUCCCCCUUCAUGAGGCCUGCCGUCCCCCCUCCGAAGUUCCACUCUGGGGGCCACUCCAAGCUCCAGGCAUCUAGCGGCCCACUGCAGGGCUCCUCUGGUCGGGGAGAAGGACUGGGAUCCCUGGGUGGUGGAGGUCUUGGAGGGGUGAGGCUCCACAAGAGGAAACACAAGCACAAACACAAACAUAAGGAAGAGACCAACCUCCUCUCACCCCAUGACAGACAGGAGCUGGGCGGGCUCUUCAGCGGUGCCAAGACCAAUGGGCUGCUCAACCUGCUGACGGACAGGUGGGAGAUGACCAACCAGAAGCGUCAGGAGAAGCAGACGGGGGGUGGGAGAGGCUCUAGAGGGGGAUCCAGGGGAGCGAUGUUUGAGUCGAACCCUCUCUCUUCUCUCUCUGUGGACCAUGUCCAGUUCCGCCAACGCACACCCGGAGAGCCAGUGUGCAGCUUUGUGAGCAACUACAGCAGCCAAUCACUGCGGCCAGAUUUGACCUCUGACCUUUUCAGAUUGCGGGAGGAGAAGGAGGAGGGCAGUGGGCAUGGCAGAAGGAGGGGCUUAGCAGUGUUCGGAGAGGAAGGGGUGAUGUCGUUCCACAAUGCCAGGAAAGAGAAGAUCCAUGAAAGAGAAGAGUCCUUCCACAGUUCCAGCCCCACUCUAACAGGUGUUCCAGGUAAGAGGAGAUAUAAGCGUCAUGAGGUGGAACAGAUCCACGGUGAGGUCAGGAGGAUGUGUUCUCUCAACAAUCAGAGGAGCUUUGAGCACGUGCAGAAGAUCCUGCGUGUGAAGCGUCUCCAGCGCCAGGCCAAGACCGGCAACAACGUUGUCAAAAGGCGACCUGGUCGCCCCCGGAAACACCCCAUUGAUGAAUUUGAACCCAACAAUUACGGGAGCGACAUAGGGAGGGGCUUCGGGAUGCCGGUGCUGGAGAGGUGUGUGGACCUACCGGGCAAGCGGAGCUUAAGACCAAGUCCCGCCCCGCAGCCUCUGGAGUUUUCCAAUCACGACUCAAUCUCAGUGGCUAUUGAGACGGUAGUUCACAGAGCACGUUCUCUGGCACCCCCACUGACCAGAGGAGGGAAACGCAGGGGUAGACCCAGGAAGGAAGAGGGAGGGGAUAUGGCGUUUCAUUAGCUAAUCAGUCAGCAGGACAGUUGCAGAUACAGAUGAGCUCUGACCUAUCAGAGAGCUGGUGAGAGGAGCUAACACUGGCCUUAGCAGCCAAAACGGACAUCAAUUCUGGGACCUCUGUGCACUUUGACCUAUUGGCCUGUCUGUUUCUCUUCUAUGAUUGGAUGUAAGGAGUGUGUAAGGAGAGUAACAUUAGAAGAGCAACAGUGUUGCACUUCUGAAGAUGGACAAUGACACUUACCAUACAUGUAUGUGAAACAAUGAUGCGUAUGGUACUUUAAUAUGAUACUGUAUGGUACUUUAUGGUACAAUAUCUGAUACUAUAUGGCACUAUUUGAUAAGGUACUGUAUGAUACUAUUGUACUAUACGGUAUGAAAUACAAUGGUACUUUAUGAUAGUCUUUAUCUGAAUGUGGCAUUAGCCACACCUUUACCAGCAGACGGGGGGUGGUGAUUGGUUAAUAUGAUAUUGUGCAGCUCUGCUUAGUUUUGCCCCCCCCCUGCCGCAGAGAUACUAUAAAGGCAAUAUGCUGUACUGAGCCUCCCUGGCCUUUACAGCUAUGAUCUAACUGUACAUAGGAACAUACUCCACUUUUACCCGCCUUUUACCCCGCAGAAUACAGUCCAUUUACAUGUACUGGCUCAUAUCAAACUGAAAUGUUGUACCAUAGUCCAUAAACGUUGGGAUUGUGGUUUUAUAACCAAAAAUAGACCUGGAUGUGACUCAGGACAUGUUUGUUUUCAGGUUGAAGGAACCACAUCUAUUCAUUCAUUUAUUCUGUGUAUAUAAGAAGGUCAUCACAUACAUGGGAAUAUCAGGGGUGUUUGGUGAAACCUUAAAGGUCAACUUUGGGCAAAAACACAAAGAUAAUGCUUUUUAACUGUAUAACUGAUCAAUGCUCCAUCAUACCAGGUCAUUCAAUGCAACAACAAAAAAUAUAUAGAUAAGAUAUUUGGCUAAAGAAGUGCCAUUUCCUACCGAUCUCUACAGCUUCUGUCCAAAAACAAAUCCUGUGAAAUGACUUCUACACAUGGAGGAGAUACUGGCUAGCUACAGUGGCUAGCUUAGCUACAAACUAGCUACGUCGGUCGCAGCGUAAGAACAGAAUGACACGUCGAUGAACCACCAAACCACCAAAACCCCAUUUCUGUUUGAAAAUUGAGAAAGAGGCGGGGUUGGACCAUUUUUUUGUUCCCAAUGUCGACCUUUAAAGAUGGUUUUAAUUUGCUAUCUAAACAUACACUUUCAUUUAAUCAAAGUCAGCACUUACAUACUUGUUCUAGCCUUACGAUUUGGCCUUGACUUCAUUGGUGGACAUCCAUUCAGAAACGUGUUUUAAUGUAAACUAUUUGAAUAUGCAGGAUGCUCAGCCAAUGGCGUCAAACCUAAGCCCAAGCCUGAGAUUUGAUUGGACAGUAAAGAUGGAGGAGGACUAAUGAUCAGUGUGUGGUACUCUGAUGGUUUCUAUCUGAGUAGUGGUAGGAAAAUAACAUGAGUAGUGGUAGAAAAACAACAAUUAAGUAUUGGAAUAGGGAACCAAAGCCUCAGAGUUAUAUGUAUUUCACAGACUUGUCAGACAGGUGUGGGGUUGUCAGUGUUCUCAUUCUGCAGCUAAACACACAGGACAUUAGAUGUUAGCUAGCUAGAAUGUUUUCAGUAUUUCAUAAAAUAGCAGUAGGUACGUAUUUCAUUGGGACCUAUGUCUAAUGUAAACUUGGGAAGCCUCUCCUCUCUCUGUGAGGGUAUUGUCAGCUCCAGCAGUUCUGCACGUGCCUUAUGUUUGUUUCUUAAACCAUCACAUCUCAUUCUGUGGGAAUUAAAAAUGGCAGAGAAGUCACUGAGAUUGAAACCACGUACUAAUGAUUGUGCAUUUUCGACACGUGUGUCUUAGCCACCACAACACGGGCACUACCUAUGUCCCUUUGCAGCCAUACGUACAACAGGCCUGAUUCCAUUUAAGGUUUCACGCCCCUUAUGCUCACCCCUGGCUCUUUGGAUUGAACAGAUAAAAGAGCUCUGUGAAGCACUCUAUUGGAGAGAAAGGUGGAUCCAUCACCAUGCAGUCUUUUAAUAUCUGAGCUGUGAGGAGCACAGGUGGUAGGAGCCAGGGAAAGUGGACUUGAAUCUAAAUGGAACCAGGCCCCCCGGGCUGUGGGCGUGCAGGCUGUGCCAGUGGAGUUCUGGUGGGAACCAUGCUGUCUUACGUAGUUGUUUGCUAUGCAUCAGGUCUGGCCUGAGCUGUCUGAGGAGUCCACCCUUCCACAUAGACAAAUAAGUGUCUUAUUUACCCAAUAAAACAUGCAGUCAUGUAUCCAGAAGUGUGAAUAAUAUCAGUAAUAAUUUGUAAAGCGUUGUGCAGAAGGUGACUAUCAUUUCAUGUCAACUUUAGUGACUGCAGCUCCCUGCAGUGCUGCCUUAAUCAGAAGUCAAGCUCCAGUAGUGAAGUGUUUAUCUGUUGUAAAUAGUCUGUUCUGUUGUGUUCUGCCUGCAUGGAUACAAACUGGCCUCAGCUACAUAUGCUGGCAUAUCCCCUCAGACCAACCUAAGCCCAUCCUAGAACACAGACCCAUCUUAGUCAACAUUAGACAUUACAACCAGCAAUACCCCUUUAGUCAGUCUCUAUCCAUCAAUUAGAAAAGUCAUCAAACAGUCAUAGCAAGGUUAAGAUCCCAGGACCUGUGCCAGCCUAUGAUAAUGACUCUUGUUGCACUUCAGCCAAGACCAAGAACCCCCAUUGGCUAGCAGCUAUACUCCCCUCAGCCAAUGGGUGCCUAGUGCAGAAGUGCGUGUGUGUGUGUGUGUGUGCACAGAGGGCAUUACCAAACCACGUACUCAGACCACGUGCUCAGAGGGCAUUACCAAAUAUACACCUGUCCUUGUCAGUGUGUGUGUCAGUUCUAGGCCACUUAGAGAGAACAGAGACUGAACUGGAUCUCAUAACCAAACUACACCUUUCACAGGAGGCCUGGAUCUCUCUAACCGGGUCUGGGUGUCUGAGUGUGGUCUAGUGGUAGUCUAGGUUUGGUAUAAGGGGUCUAGAUGUGGUAUAGUUGCAGUCUAAGGGGUCUAUAGACUUCAAGCUUGGCAGCUCAGUAUUCCAUGGUUGGUCUCUGAUGUUGGAGUUAAGCCACUGGGGUCUGUCUGUUUCUCUACCAGCCGAUGUUCCGGUGCCUUCUACAGCUGACUAGUAUUGUCCUGAUCCUCUGCUUAACUACACACAGAGACCGACCGCAUGGUCCAGUACGGUCAAUGUGGGUUUUACGGUCCCUGUUGUGUACUGGAUUCUGUAUUCACUCUGGUCCAACUGUGUGGCUGGUAUGACUACAAGUAGAAGUUUCCCUUAACCACAGAUCCAGGAUCAGAUCACCCAACCCUAAAUCAUAACUUUCAUUAUCAGGGGGAUGAAAGAACAUCUUGUCCUGGAUCAGUGGUUAGGGAAGAGUUCGACCCCUCCACACUCAGACCAGUCUGACUAGUCCACUGGAGCUGAAUACAGCCACUGGAGCUGAAUCAUACUGUAUGCAUCUCAAAUCACUCCCUACACCCUAAGUAGUGUACUACUACAGAAGACUAUAUGGAAAAUAUGGAGUUAUGUGAGAAGCAGCCACAGUCUCUACUAAUAUGUGUAGUCAUUAACAUAUAUGUUAUGUUUCUACGCUAUAUUGUUGUUCAACGCUGAACAUGCAGAUGAAGGGUCGAUGAGGAAACCAAUAAAUGUACUUUGCAAGAGCACAAAGUGAGCUCUUAACUGUGUUGGCAUAUUUGAGUUUGUAUACAUAGUGUAUUUGAACCUUUUUACUAGAGUGGGUUUUCUUUUAUUUGCAUGCUCCACUUGAUUGUAUUCAUCAAUAUUUUAGACAAGCGGAGAAGUUGAAUUUCAAUUGAAUUUGGAGCAAGACUUGUACAUUGUUUGAUAUGUUUCUUUUUGUAAUGGAUUUUUAAUUCAUAAAGCAUUUUUGUACAUUGUAUGAAUAUAAAAAAAUUGCAAAUAUUUGACAUAUAGAAAUAAGUAAAUACUUAGAUGGGCAUGCAUAUGCAUAUAUCCUUCUUAGUAUGUAUGUGGAAAUGUACACAUAUUUUGUAUUUGCCUUCGCUCAUAUACAGAUAUAUGUCAUAUGCACAUAUACAUGCAAUAUAUAUGUAUAUCCAUGUCUGCUGGCAUGCUUCUGGUCAUGUUUACCUAUCAUGAUCUUGUAGUCUAUUUUUUUUAUUUCUUUUCUCUGAGGAAAAGCUUGUUCUUUUGCUACCGUUUUCCUGGCUGGCAGCAUUGGGCACUUAUUAAGAUGAAAUACAGUUGAACUUGUUCAUGUUAUUCAUUGUGUGAAAUAAUAAAUGAAUUUAUUGAAAGCU